UAAAACAGCAAGCUACAAACAACAAGCCUAUGGCUCAUGCGUUCAAAAACCAGGCAGCAGAUGUGAACAAAAACGCUCAUCCACUGACUCGGCACCUUGCAUCUCGAUCUUUGAUGCAUUUAGGCGUGUCUUCGGGAUCUGAAGGCUUUCAGUACGAUGACAGUGGGAUGCUUCUUCCUCAUAGCAUCCUGGGUACUUUGGAUGGCUUUCGAAAGUACCUGGAGAUGAGAGGAGAGACAGAGUUGGUUAGAAAAAUACCCGAUUCUAGAAGAGACCCUCUAUCCCAGGUCCUAAGGAUGCAUCCUCCCGAGGGAGUACAGAACCAGCAAGAUGUUCCUUCGGGCCAAAGAAACAUCCAAGCUAAUGCCCUGCAGAAAUGGGAUGAAUACAUAAGGCAGCGCAAACGACAACAGAACAACUUAUCUGGACGCCUCCACAGACCAGUAGAAAACUUACUGAUGAACCGAGAUUACCCUUUCAAAGAACUAGAGCAGCAAAGAGAACUUCUACGUCGAGUCUUGCCACUCGUCCAGUCAGGAUAUGGGGACCGUGUGGGAAGUGAAUUUUGGAGUUUCCCCCAACAAUAUGGAAAUGAAUUAAGUGGCAUCAGAGCCACUCUGACACAGACGGAACGAGGCAUUCGGAAACCUGUCACGAUUAUUGGACAACCACACAGCAUACUGCAGGAAUCUGGAAUCACUUGUGCUGAGUUGCUGUAUCCAGCCUCUCAGAUUGUGGACCCAAAUAAGGACAUGCAUCAACGUGCACUUCAAGAAGUCCUGCAGGGCUUGGAACUCAACAAGAAGGAUCUCAGUAAACUGGAGGUGAUUGGUUCCAGCGUACCUGUUGUUAAAGACUCCCACCAUGUACUUUUGGAAGAGGAAGAGAACGAUCCCGAGAUAAAAAAUGAGAAAAUUAAGUCACUGGAAGAUCAGUCUGAUACUCUCCACAUUCCUGCCAUGACGUUCGCUGGUCGGCGUGCAAACUGGACCGGAAACACUUCCAGUCUGCAGGGAACGGUAGGAAUCAGCACGACAGUAGUAUUUGAAGCUCAUGUUGGGGAACGAGUUCUGUCUCAACUGGAGAUAUCCAAUGUGGGUUGCACAGCCCUCCUCUUCAGCUGGCAGCAGCUUCCUCUGCAGCAGAACUUCUCAAACCUGCAGUCCCAUUCAAGCCGCCCACAUUUCUACUUCAACACCUCCUCAGGGGUCAUCCAUCCAGGUGAGACCUUGCAAGUGGAGUUUAUUUUCAAGUCCUCGAGGCCAGGCAUUUUUACUGAGCAGUGGCAACUCAAAACCCACCCAUUGCUGCUACAAGGAGCCUCAAUUCAGGUCACACUGAAGGGGGUUUCACUUUUGCAGGACAGAACAGCAAGUCAGAGACAAUACAUAGAGACGAAGUUGGAAGAGACAGCUCGACUGGAAAUUUGCCGGAGGAUUGUCUAUGAGGUACUGCGGGGAAUUCAGACUCCAGAAAGGUCCACCUCUCCUGCAGAGCCAUACACGUUGCAGUAUAUUGAGCAAUCAGAGGAGGACCUAAAUAAGCUUCUGCAAGAAAUGAAUCCAGAACACAUCUGGGACAUCUCUGAUACAUCCAGACAGGCUGAUCCUCUGGACGAUGAAACGGACUCUCGGCGUGCUUCGAUGGAUAAGCUCAAUGAUGAUGAGCCAGAUGCAAACUGUGAUGACACGCAAGACAACACAGUUGAAUGAUUUGGGUGCAUCAGAAAUAAAAUGAUAAAAGUGUACUGGA
This is a messenger RNA of Syngnathus typhle (broad-nosed pipefish), 1752 nucleotides long. RefSeq names its product MYCBP-associated protein-like. The coding region runs from base 30 to 1712 and encodes 560 amino acids. Lineage: Eukaryota; Metazoa; Chordata; Actinopteri; Syngnathiformes; Syngnathidae. The transcript is spliced from 13 exons. The record is from RefSeq and is a predicted model, not a curated record.